Messenger RNA from Rosa rugosa (rugosa rose), 1669 nucleotides. RefSeq lists its product as uncharacterized. The record is from RefSeq and is a predicted model, not a curated record. The coding region runs from base 141 to 1271 and encodes 376 amino acids. Lineage: Eukaryota; Viridiplantae; Streptophyta; Magnoliopsida; Rosales; Rosaceae. The transcript has 2 exons.
UACAUGUUUGGUAAGAAAACAUAUAUACAAAAAACACCAACAUUCAAAUUUCAACAUGGUAUCAGAGCAGAAAUUCUCAUAGGACCUGCAUCUGUAUUGUUCUUUCAAGAUUCUCGUGUUCCUUUAUCAUUCUCAUUAAGAUGACAGAAGGAGAAGGUUCUCUCGUUGCAAAGACAGAAAGCCCAGAUGGGAAUCCAAAUCAGCGUCUGUGCUCAAUGCUUCUAAAUGAGUUCAACUACCUUCCUUGGUCAAGAGCCAUCACUCUAGCUCUUGGUGGAAGAUCAAAGCUCAGUUUCAUCAGCGACAAAAACAACAUCCCAGAUGCCUCAUCAGCUGAAUACGAAAGUUGGUUAUCCAAAGACCAACUGGUUAUGUCAUGGCUUCUUAAUUCAAUGGAGCCAAAACUUGCUGAAAUCUUCAGCUAUUCAGAAUCAUCUCGACAUCUUUGGGUUGCUGUCAAAGAUAUGUAUGGCAACCUAAACAAUGCAGCAAGAGUGUUCCAACUCAAAAAGGAUCUUGCAGGGAUUCAACAAGGUAAUCUCUCAUUUGUUCAACAUCUUGGGAACUUAAAAGCCAAGUGGAAUGAACUUGAUAUGUAUAGACCUCACACCACUGAUGCCACCAUAUUGCGGAAAAGAGCUGAAGAAGAUAAAGUGUUCCAACUGCUUGCAAGUCUGGGAUCUGAAUAUGAAGAUCUCAAAAGCCAUCUUUUGAUGAGCCCUGAGCUUCCUUCAUUCACAACAGUAUGCAACUCCAUUCAACGUGAAGAAGUGCGUAAAAAGGUGAUGAAUGUAGACACUAGUGCUGGAGGGUCAGAAGCUAGAGCAUUUGCUGUAAACAAAAGUGUCACAAGCGACAGAACAUACAAGGGCAAGAGGCCAGAUCUGAAGUGCACACAUUGUGAACGCAUUGGACGAACUGGUAUAGGCCACACAAGAGAGAGAUGUUGGAUAUUGCAUCCAGAACUGAAACCUAAGUUCAAUGAGGAACAGAAGAAUCAAAGAGGCAGCAUUCAGAGAACCUCUUACAUCUCUAAUUCAAAGGCAAACUUCAGCAACACUUCUGAAGAUAUUAUGAACUUCACGUCCAAUCCAAUAACUCUCAUAAAUGAGUUUGCUACAUAUCUUCAAAAGAAGCAAGGCAGUUUAGACAGCAAUGAAAAUGGAAGCACAACUGCUAUGCUUGGAAAGUUUGCUGGUUUUCUGGCAAAAUCAAAUAUGGCUUCUUCAAAGGAUAUACCAGGAUCGAGUGUCCAAGAAGAAGAUUGGUGAAGGGUUCUUUCUAAAUGGCUUGUACUACAUAUCAACUUCAUCAAGUUUUUCAAAGUGUUUUCUAACAGAGUCCAAAUCUGCAACACAACAAAAAUUGUGGCAUAAACGCCUAGCUCAUCCAUCCUUUCAUGUUUUGUCAAUGUUGUUCCCUAGUUUUUGUAAAGUCUCCCAUGAAUGUGAGACAUGUCAUAUGUCAAAGUUUACUAGAUUGCCUUUUCAAAUCUCUCAAUCUAGAGCAACUCAGCCUUUUGAGAUUGUACAUUCUGACGUAUGGGGACCAGCAUCCCUAGAAUCAUUUGAUGGCUAUAGGUUUUAUGUCACCUUUAUUGAUGAUUUCACUCGAACCACUUUUGUGUAUCUUUUGAAAUUCAAGAGUGAAGUCUUCAAGUGUUUCCAAG